Messenger RNA from Contarinia nasturtii (swede midge), 1135 nucleotides. RefSeq lists its product as uncharacterized. The coding region runs from base 140 to 1021 and encodes 293 amino acids. NCBI's taxonomy places the organism in Eukaryota, Metazoa, Arthropoda, Insecta, Diptera, Cecidomyiidae. The transcript is spliced from 2 exons. The record is from RefSeq and is a predicted model, not a curated record.
UAUUUUAUUUGAUAAAUUAGUCGUCAUGUGAUGAAAAUACGUCAUAUUCCUAUGAAUAGUUAUAUAAAAAUCUAGACACGGCUAAUGAAUAAUUCAGAGUGGCAAAACAAGUGAUACGAAAAACAUUGGUUAUUACAAAAUGAAAGAACGCUCGACGCAAAAGCAUUACUGGCUGAGAAAAGUCACGGGCAUGACUUGUGCCAAAAAUUUUAUUGUUUUGGUCGCAAUGACGUGUUUGGUUGCACAAAGUGAAGCAGUGAGUGUUGCAUUAUGUUAUGCAUAUGAACCAAAUGUCACCGCUCUUUCCGAAUUCGAUUGGGCCGUAGUUGAUUCGGAAGCAAACUUUGAACCAUCAAAACUUGGAAAUUCGGAAAGUAACACAAUUUGGUUUUCAUAUGUGAGUGUGGGUGAGGUACAAUCUCAUCGUCCUUAUUUCAAUGAAAUGCCACGUGAGUGGUUGAUAGGCAAUAACACCGAAUGGGCAUCGUACAUUAUUAAUCAAACUGCAUCAGGUUGGCCGUCGUUUUUUGUUAACAAAGUUAUUGCACCGACAUGGAAUCGAGGAUUCAAAGGAUUCUUUCUUGAUACGUUGGAUUCAUAUCAACGUGUGGUGACAACAGAUGCAGAGAGCCAAGCACAACAAAAUGGACUUUCUCAAGCAAUCAUUGCGCUAAAGAAGCAGUUUCCAAAUGCAAUGUUAAUUUUUAAUCGUGGUUUCGAGAUCAUGCCAAGCGUGCAUCAGGCUGCAAACAUGGUGGCAUUUGAAUCACUUUACGCAGGUUGGAAUCAAGCAGAACAGAAAUUCGUGCAAGUAAAUCAAAACGAUCGGGAUUGGUUGUUGGCGCGCGUAGGAGAAAUUGAAGACCAGUAUAAUUUGCCGAUAUUAGCAAUUGACUAUUGCCCUCCUGAGAACUUGACCUGCAUCCAAACCACUGUCAAACUUAUAACCGAAGAAGGAAUUGUGCCCUAUGUAACCGAUCCGAUGUUACAGACGGUUGGUGUUGGACCGAAUGAAGACUAAAGUUACUAAUUCCAAAUGGACCAGAGCUUAGCUCAUAGUAAGCUUAAUAGUUCUGAUAUUCAACUUAUGUUAACAAAAUCUUUAUAAUCAAAUAAAAUUGUGAAUACAGAUAAA